This is a messenger RNA of Mobula hypostoma (lesser devil ray), 12768 nucleotides long. It is a transcript of the gene flt4, whose product is annotated as fms related receptor tyrosine kinase 4. The transcript is spliced from 31 exons. The record is from RefSeq and is a predicted model, not a curated record. Gene Ontology annotation, molecular function: transmembrane receptor protein tyrosine kinase activity; ATP binding; growth factor binding. Gene Ontology annotation, cellular component: plasma membrane; signaling receptor complex. Bases 197 to 4492 code for a protein of 1431 amino acids. Lineage: Eukaryota; Metazoa; Chordata; Chondrichthyes; Myliobatiformes; Myliobatidae. Gene Ontology annotation, biological process: angiogenesis; protein phosphorylation; regulation of MAPK cascade.
UUCCCUCCUCAUGGAAAAUGUCAGUCGUAGUGCCUGUUGUAAAACCUGGAAAACACCCGUCACAUCCUUCUAACAUCACUAACGUCUCUUUAUGUAAACUCAUACAGUACAGCGUAUGUAAUGGAGCGGUUGAAUUAUAUUUUGGAAAAAAAAAGGUGAUACAGUGUUUUAUCAGAGCGGAUUUCGGAAAGGUAGAAUGACAUUGGAUUCAUUUUUAUGUUUGGAAGAUUAUAUUAGGAAAGCCCAGGUAAGAAAACAACAGGAAUUCUGCAGAUGCUGGAAAUUCAAGCAACACACAUCAAAGUUGCUGGUGAACGCAGCAGGCCAGGCAGCAUCUAUAGGAAGAGGCGAAUGGGACUCCACAAGGCAGUGUUUGAUACAAGGUUUAUCCAACACAGCACCCACACUCAACAUCACAGGAACGGAGUACUCCAUCACCGCGAGCGGCACUCUCUCCAUUACGUGCAGAGGCCAGAUGCCCCUGAGCUGGAAUUGGCCAGGAAAGGUCGCAACCACAGAAGAGACAAAGUCACCGUCCCAAUGGCUGGAGGAACCUGGAGGACGGACGGUCAGUAUUGCGGAGUGUGAAGGAGUAGCCACGCAUCAGUACUGCAAGACGUUGACAUUAACAAGAGCCCGAGCUAAUGACACAGGGUAUUACCGCUGCUACUAUCACUUUGAACCCAUCGUUGACGAGGUUUCAGCUGCCAGCAUAUACAUCUUCGUGAAAGAUCCGCAGAACCCUUUCCUCAGCUCGUCACCCAAUGGGACCCAGCAACCUCAGGUGUUGACUGUCAACAGCUCACUGGUCACUGUUCCGUGCCUCGUGUCUAUCCCAACCCUCAAUGUCACUCUGCGGGAGGGAUUAACCAAAUCUGUCAUUUAUCCCAAUGAACCCAACGUGAUAUGGGACAAUAAACGAGGAAUGAUUGUUCCCAGGAAGAGGCUUGAAAACUUGCUUUACAUAACUUGUGAAUGUGUCAUCGGUGACCGAGUCUUUUCGUCUGCAAGUUACCUCAUCCACGUCAUAGGAUGGCGGAUUUACAACAUCACACUGAGCCUGGAUCGGCCGGAGAUGAUCGUUGGAGAGGAGCUCAUUCUCGACUGCAUUGUUGAGGCAGAGUUCAACGUGGCUGUCGACUUUCAAUGGGAAUACCCAAGGAAGGAGCUGUACAGGACUGAUCCGGCAGUCGAGAUCACCUACCAUAAACGGCCACUGGACACCGGCUCGGAACUGAGCAGUCGUCUAGUCAUCAGCAACGUGUCCACCAUUGAUCAAGGAAUGUAUGUCUGCAAGGCCGAUAAUAGCUUCAGCAUCAAGGAGAAGAAGGCUGAGGUAGUUGUGCAUGCGAACCCAUUCAUCCAGUUGACAUUCAAGGGGAGUUCAGUGAUUGCAGCGACUGAGGCCAAACUUGGACAGAAGAACGUGUAUCUGACUGUGCAGAUCCACGCCCACCCCUGGCCCAACAUCCACUGGUUGAAAGAUGGGAAGCCAAUUCGGAGCCUGGCGAUGCAGCCAAAUGGAUCGAGCCUGAGGAUUGGAGAGGUGACAGAGCAGGAUGCUGGUGUCUACACUGUCCUUGCCCGCAAUCCCAAGGCGGGCCUGGAGAAGCGGUUACACAUACGGCUCGUUGUCAAUGUCCCACCUCAGAUCCAUGAGAAGGAGGUGGCUUCUCCAACCAACAUUUACCCACGUGGGAGCAGACAGACGCUGACAUGUACCGUGUAUGGCAUUCCCACACCGUCACACGUGUUCUGGUACUGGAGACCCUGGGGUCCAUGCGGAGUGAAGUUGUACCCAAACCUAGGUCCUCAAGCCAUCUUGGGGCGCCAUACUCAGGACCGAACCCCUGACUGCGAAGACUGGAGGAACAUCUCAGCGGGGCCCCUGACCAACAAGAUUGAGAGCAUUGAGACCAGCUCUGAGGUUCUGGAGGGGAGGAACAAGACAGUCAGCAAGCUGAUCAUUGUGGCUGCCAACAUCUCCGUCAUGUAUAAGUGUUCUGCUUUCAAUAAAGUCGGGCGUGAUGACCGCGUCAUCUACUUCUACGUGACAAGUAUCCCGGAGGGGUUCGGUAUCGACCUGCAGCCUUCGGAGAGCCCGGUGGAAGGUCAGAGAGUGCGUCUGCGGUGCAGCGCGGAUAAUUACACCUAUGAGAAUCUGCAGUGGUACCGGCUUCUGCCCAGCGCCCUGGAGGGUGAGCUGGGAGACCCCCCUGUGCUUGAGUGCAGGAACAUGCACAUGUACGGCAAGAGGCUGGCAGGGGUGGAGAUGGCAGACCCCCAGCACAAGGGACUGGCUCUGGAGCUUCAGAUUGCCAGUGUCACACUGAAGGAUGAGGGUGAUUAUGUGUGUGAAGUUCAGAACAAGAAAACUGGCGAGAAACAUUGCCACAGGAAGUACGUCCUGGUGAGAGCUCAGGAGAGCCCAGGUCUGUUUGGGAACCUGACGGACCUGUCAGUCAAUGUCAGUGACUCCAUCCAGAUGAGGUGUGCUGUUAGCGGAACCCCUCAACCCACCAUCACCUGGUUUAAGGACGAGAAAAUGUUUCACGAGCUCUCAGGGGUGGUCCUCAGCGAGCGCAACCAGACCCUCACCAUCCCGCGGGCACAGGAGGACGAUUCUGGACUGUACCGCUGCGUGGCUUGCAACUCCAAGGGCUGUGUCAACUCCAGCGCAUUCGUCUCUGUGCAAGGUGGUGGGGACAAAUCGAACAUCGAGGUUGUGAUCUUAGUUGGGACAGGAGUCAUUGCCGUUUUCUUCUGGAUUCUGCUCAUCCUCAUCUUCUGUAACGUCAAGCGGGUAAGAUUCCUGGGGACCAAUCCAGCCGACAUCAAAACCGGAUACCUGUCCAUUAUCAUGGAUCCAGGUGAGGUACCUCUGGAUGAACAGAGUGAGUACCUGCCCUAUGACUCCAGCAAGUGGGAGUUUCCUCGGGACCGACUUCGGUUAGGCAAGACGCUGGGUCACGGAGCCUUCGGAAAGGUGGUAGAGGCUUCGGCCUUCGGGAUCGACAAGAGCAGCAGCUGCAGGACUGUAGCUGUGAAGAUGCUGAAAGAUGGAGCCACAGCCAAUGAGCACAAAGCCCUGAUGUCUGAACUGAAGAUCCUCAUCCACAUUGGAAACCACCUCAACGUUGUUAACCUGCUGGGAGCCUGCACCAAAGCAAAUGGGCCCCUGAUGGUAAUCGUGGAGUACUGCAAAUACGGAAACCUCUCCAACUACCUGAGGAACAAGCGGGAAGACUUCAUCCCCUGCCGGCAGGAACGGGCACUGAAGGUAAGCAGCCAUGUGAUUUCCAUGGUGGAGGUGGUGAAGGGGCUGGAGGACAGGAAUCGAGGCAGCAUAGCCGAACACCCAAUCUGCGUCCGCACUGCCAUGGACAGGAUGCUCAGUCACCCCAAGGCCCUAGUGGAAGUUGAUGACCUGUGGCAGUGUCCUCUGACCCUCGUUGACCUGAUCUGCUUCAGCUUCCAAGUUGCUCGCGGGAUGGAGUUCCUUGCCUCAAGGAAGUGUAUUCACAGGGAUCUGGCUGCUCGCAACAUCCUCCUCUCUGACAACAACGUGGUGAAGAUCUGUGACUUUGGCCUCGCGAGAGACAUCUACAAGGACCCUGACUACGUGAGGAAGGGCAAUGCUCGUCUCCCACUAAAGUGGAUGGCUCCGGAAAGCAUCUUCGAUAAAGUCUAUACCACCCAGAGUGACGUAUGGUCGUUUGGCGUCCUCCUGUGGGAGAUCUUCUCUCUAGGUGUCUCUCCCUAUCCUGGAGUACAGAUCAAUGAGGAAUUCUGCCAACGGCUGAGGGAAGGAACCAGGAUGAGGGCUCCAGAAUACGCAACAGAAGAAAUCUAUCGCAUCAUGCUGAACAGCUGGCAAGGAGAUCCAAAGGACAGACCAACCUUCUCUGACCUGGUGGAGAUACUUGGGGACUUGCUGCAAGCUAACGUGCAACAGGACGGUAAGGAUUACAUCCCCCUCAGUGUGCUGCAGGCCACCGAAGGAGAUCUAGCCUUCUCCCAUUUCCAUUCAUCCCUGGCUCGUGGGGCCGCCGAAGUGUCUGAAUCCAGGAUACGAUGUGACAGUAUAGGACCACGAUAUUAUAACUGUGUAUCUUUGCCAAGUCUUAUAAGUGAGGGGAGUCAGAUGAGGUUUGCAACCAGGGUGAAAACGUUUGAAGAUAUCCCAAUGGAGGAGGCUGGGAAUCCCAUGCAAAAUGACAACCAGACGGACAGUGGGAUGGUGCUGGCACCUGAGGAGCUGGAGAAGUUGCAGGGCUCACACAAACAUCAGGUAGCCUUCAGUAAAGCCUCGAAUCGAAUGUGCAGACAACCUGACCGGUGUCGAUGUGGAUCAGCCUGGUAUUCUGGAGCGGGGGGGCCGGCCGUUCACGGCAGUGACUGUGGGCACCUGUCACAGGUGGGAUGGGAGUGCGACAUUUGGGGGGACCUGCCCCUGGAACCUGCUGGUCUGGACACCAGUUCCCCCUUCUAGGACUCGUCUGCCACGGGUGUCCACCGCAGGAACCUGUCUCAGCACUCCAGCGGAUUCCUUGCUCGCUCUCAGUGCUCUGCCUCUGAAUCGAUGGCGGACACUCGCCAUGGGAACUGCAGAAUGGAAUUCCAGUAUCUUCUAAGGUUCUGAACUCUGCAAACCACCGGGAUACUGUUCCAAUUGUUCCACCGGCUGGUAUCUGUAACCGGACUAUAAUCUCUGCUGACAAAUAUUCGCUUCCCCAAACAACAAGUUAGUCAGUAACUCUCAAGCAAAAAGUCCUUCUCUCCUUCCGUUUCUCCCAUUUUCCACUCUCCUCUCUUAUCUAAUUCCUUCCUUUUCAGCCUUUUACCUCUUCCACCUAUCCCCUCCCAGCUUCUCCCUUCAUUCCCACUCAACCACCCACCCACCUUCCCGCUCGCCUGGUCUCACCCUAUCACCUGCUAGCCUGUACUCCUUCCCCUUCGCCACCACCUUAUUCUGGCUUCUUCCCCACUUCCAUUACAGACCUGAUGAAGGGUCUCAGCCCGAAAAUCAACUGUUCAUUCCCCUCCAUAGAUGCUGCCUACCCUUCUGAGUUCUUCCAGCUGUUUGUGGUGCGGUGCUCUGGAUUUCCAGCAAGUGCAGAAUCACUUGUGUUUUCGGUUUUGUUUAUGGUUCGGAGAGGAAGGGGGUGGGGAGAGUUCCCAGGGAUGAGGGAAGUCACUCCUGUGAUAAUUCUUACCCCCACCUCCUUCUUCUGGCUUCUUCCAAACUUCCUUUCCAGCCCUAAUGAAGGGUCUCAUCCUGACAUGUUGACUGUUUAUUCAUUUCUGUAGAUGCUGCCUGCCUUGCUGAGUUCCUUCAGCAUUCUGUGGUGAGAUGCUCAGGAGUUCCAGCACCUGCUGAAUCCCUUUUGCUUUUGUUUUGGUUUAUAUUUUUUCAUAGUACCGGCAUUCUUAAACUCAGAUCCUAGCAGUUUUUAAGAAGUUUUAAACUUGGAGCUGUUGGAGUUCCUUCUAGGUAGUCCUCAAUUCUGGGAUGGGGAGUGCAAUUGUGCGUUCUCAUGUCCAUAAGACCAUAAGAUAUAGGAGCAGAAUUAGGCCAUUUGGCUCAUCACAUCUGCUCUACCAUUUCAUCAUGGCUGAUCCAAUUUUCCUCCCAGCCCCAAUCUCCUCCCUUCUCCCCAUAUCCCUUCAUGACCAAUCAAGAAUCUGUCAACCUCUGUUACCUCUGUAAAAACUUGGCCUCCACAGAUUCACAACUCUUUGGCAAAAGAAAUUCCUCCUCACCUCCAUUCUAAAAUAACGCCCCUCUGUUCUGAGGGUGUAUCUUAGACUCUUCCACCGUAGGAAACAUCCUCUCCUCAUUCUCUCUAUCGAGGCCUUUCACCAUUCGAUAGAUUUCAAUGAGGUCGCCCCUCAUUCUUCUGAAUUCUAGUGAAUACAGGCCCAGAGCCAUCAAAUGCUCUUCAUAUGACAAGCCAUUCUAUCCUGGAAUCAUAUUUGUGAACCUCCUUUGAACACUAUCCAAUGUAAGCACAUCCUUUCUAAGAUAACGGGCCCAAACCUGCUCACAGUACUCCAACUGAGACCUCACCAGCACUUUAUGAAGUCUCAACAUUACAUCCUUGCUUUAGUAUUCUAGUCCUCUUGAAAUGAAUGCUAACAUUGCAUUUGCCUUCCUCAUCACAGACUCAACCUGCAAAUUAACCUUUAGGGAAUCCUGCAUAAGGACUCCCAACUCCCUUUGCAGUUCUGUUUUUUUGUAUUUUCUCUCCAUUUUGAAAACAGUCGACCAUUUCAUUUCUUCUACCAAAGUGCAUGACCAUACACUUCCCAACACUGCAUUCCAUCUGCCAUUUCUUUGUAAAUUCUCCUAAUCUGUUUAAGUCCUUCUGUAGUCUCUCUACUACUCAAAACUACCUGCCCCUCCACCUAUCUUCAUAUUGUCUGCAAACUUUGCAACAAAGCCAUCAAUUCCAUCAUCCAAAUCAUUGACAUAUAACGUAAAAAGAAUCAAUCCCAACAUAGAACUCUGUGGAACACCACUGGUCACUGGCAGCCAGUCAGAAAAGGCCCCCUUUAUUCUCACUAUUGCCUCAUGCCAAUCAGCCACUGCUUUAUCCAUGCUAGAAUCUUUCCUGUAAUACCAUGUCUUGUAGCUUGUUAAGGAGUCUCAUGCCUUCUGGAAAUCCAUGUACACAACAUCAACUGAUUCUCCUUUGUCUAUUCUGCUUGUUAUUUCUUCAAAGAAUUCCCUUGAGGAAUUCUGAAGAAAUAAGAUUUUCCCUUGGAGGAAACUAUGCUGACUGUGCCUAUUUUAUCAUGAGCCUCCGAGUACCCUGAGUUCUCAUCCUUAAUAAUUGACUCCAUCAUCUUCCCAACCACAGAAGUCAGACUAACUGGCCUAUAGUUUCCUUUCUUCUGCCUCUCUCCCUCCUUGAAGACAUUUGCAAUUUUCCAGUCUUCCAGAACCAUUCUAGAAUCUAGUGAUUCUUGAAAGAUCAUUACUAAUGUCUCCACAACCUCUUCAGCCACCUCAUUCUGAACUCUAGGGCGUACACCACCUGGUGCUGGUGACUUAUCUACCUUCAGACCUUUCAUUUCUCUAAGAAUCUCCUGUCUGGUAUGGUAACUUCACACACAUCAUGCCCCCUGACUACUGGAACUUUCAACAUACUGCUAGUGUCUUCCACAAUGAAGCUAGAUGCAAAUUACUUAUUCAGUUCAUCCCCAUUUCAUUGUUCCCCAUUACUUCCUCUCCAGCAUAAUUUUCCAGUGGUCUCAUAUCCACUCUCCCCUCUCCUUUAUACUUUAUGUAUCUGAAGAAACUUUUGGUAUCCUUUAAUAUUAUUGGCUAGCUUACUUUGGUAUUCAAUCUUUACCUUCCUAAUGACUUUUUUAGUUGCCUUCUGUUGGUUUUUAAAAGCUUCCCAAUCCUCUAACUGUCCACUAAUUUUAGCUCUAUUUUAUGCCCUCUCUUUGGCUUUCUUGUUGGUUUUGACUUCUCUUGAAGUCAUCUUUCCUUUCGAAUACUUCUUCCUCUUUGGAAUCUAUAUACUGUAUAUCCCAUGCCUUUCAAAUUGCUGCCGGAAAUUCCAGCCAUUACUGCUCCGCUGUCAUCCCUGCCACUUUUUUUCCCAAUCUUUUCUGGCAACUUCUCUCUUGUGCCUCCGUAAUUCCCUUUACUCCACUGUAAUACUGAUAUAUCGAACUUCAGCUUCUGCUGUCAAAUUUCAGGGUGAAUUUGAUCAUAUUAUGAUCACUUGCCCCUGAGGGUUAUUUUACCUUAAGCUCAAUAAUCAAUUCUGGUUCAUUGCGCAACAUCCAAUCCAGAAUAGCUGAUCCUGUCGUGAACUUAACCACGAACUGCUCCAAAAGGCCAUCUUGUAGGCACUCUAGAAACUCCCCCUCCUGUAAUCCAACACCAGCAUGAUUUUCCCAAUCUACCUGCAUUUUGAAGUCCCCCAUGACUAUUGUAACAUUGCCCUUUUGGCAUGCAUUUUCUAUUUCCCUUUGUAGCUUGUAGGCCACAUCCUUACUCCUUGCUCCUCACUCUGGUUCCCACCCCCCUGCAACUCCAGUUUAAGCCUCACUGUCCUGCAUUAACAAACCUUCCCGCUAGGAUUUUAGUCCUCCUCCAGUUCAGGUGCAACCGUCCCUUCUGUACAGAUCCCACCUUUCCAGGAAGAGAACCCAAUGAUCUGAAAAUCUUAUGCUGUUCCGCCUACACCAGCUCCUUAGCCACGUAUUAAAGUGUAUAACCUUCCUAGUUCUGGCCUCACUAGCUCGGAUAGCAAUCCUGAGAUCACACCCCUGGAGAUCAUGCCCUUUAACUUAGCAGCUAAUUUCCUGAACUCCCUAUGCAAAACCUUGCCACUCGUCCUAUUUUGUCAGUGGUACCUACAUGAACCAUGACUUCUAGUUAGUUCCCCUAACUAACGAAUCCCCUAUCCCUACAGCGUGCCUCUUCUUCCCCCUUCUCUUCUGAGUCACAGAGGCAGACUCAAUGCCAGAGACCUGAGCACUGUGACUUUCCUCUUCUAGGUCUCCCCCUUCCCCUCCCCCAGCAGUAUCCAAAACGAUAUACCUGUUGUUGAGGGGGAUGGCCACGGGGUACUCUUGCACUGGCUCCUUAACCCCUUUCCCCUUCCUGACUGUCACCAGUUUCCUGCGUCCUGCUCCUUGGGUGUAACUACCUCUGUAAAUACAGUAUUGAGGAAAUCGUGGCUUGACCAGGAAUGUCCAUUCUACCUCAGUACUGAUCAGCUCCCAUCCCUUAAGCUUCCAGAUCAAGUUUAUUGGCGUCUGUCUGAGUGUACGUAUAUACAAACAAAUGAAAUAUUCUACCAGACCACAGUGCACUCACAAUGCAUAUACCACAUACCCUCUGAGAAGGUUGAAGGGGUUUCCUUUCUGAAGCACUCUAGAGGUCAGAUCUGUAUGGAAAUAUCGCUGCCUUCCCCACUAUCUCUUCCCCAUUCUACCUCACUCCUUGGAUCUGUGUUGCCCAGUGCCCUAGAGUUAUAGAGCACUUCAGCACAGAAACAGGCUCUUCAGCCCAUCUUGUCCAUGCAGAACUGUUAUUCUGCCCAGUUCCAUUGAUUCGCACCCACACCACAGCCCUACAUACUCUCCCAUCCGUGUACCUAUCCAAACAUCUCUUAAAUGUUGAAAUCAAACCCACAUUCUCCACUUCCUGUGGCAGCUCGUUCCACAUGCUCACCACUCUCUGGGUGAGGAAAUCCCCCUCGUGUUCCCCUUAAAUAUUUCACUUUUCACCCUUAACGCAUGACUUCUAGUUCUAAUCUUAUCCAACCUCAGUGGUCUCACCCUAUCACCUGCCACCUCACCCAAUACAGGCUGCUUGCAUUGACCCUAUUCAUACCCCUCCAUCACAUUUCCCCUCAUUCUCCUACACUCCAGGGAAUAAAGCUUAACCUAGUCAACUUUUGCCUGUGACUCAGGUUCUCACGUCCUGGCAUCCUUGUAAGCUUUCACUGCACUCUUUCAGUUUUAUUUCUACCUUUCCUGUAGGUAGGUGACCAUAGGAGAUCUGCAUGUACUGGAACAUUAGACCCAGGCAGUAAUUUGGAAGCAUGGUGGUAGUUCAUAAAUAAGACCAUAAGAAAUAGGAGCAGAAUUAGAUCAAUCAGCCCAUCGAGACUGAUCCACCAUUCCAUCAUGGCUGAUUUACUAUCCCUCUCAACACCAUUCUGCCUUGUCCCCAUUAUAUUUGACAUCUUUACUAAUCAAGAUCCUAUUAACCUCCACUGUAAGUACCCCCACACGGAAGCUCUGUUGAGGCCAUGAUCAGAGACACGGUGUCUGACGUGAACGGACACUCAGCAAGUGACCCUGCCUUCACUUUCAGCCUCUGCCCUGCCUUCCCACCCUGAGGGACUCGGAUCAGGGCACCUCCCAGGCUCAGUGGGCAGAUUGACCCUCGAGGGGAUGCUGAAUUUCUGGUGCAUUUUUUUUACAAACAGUAUUUUCAGCUUUUGAUGGCUUUUUGGACUCUGAGAAAUGCUAAUGGUUUUACUGACUAAGAUUGAGUAACUGUGACACUUUGAAGUUGAUUGUGUUGUCAUUGAGCAGGCAGGUACCUGCACCGUGGAGGUGUGCAUGAUACUCUGAGAUAUCGCUAAUUAUUCAUUGUUCUGACCCAACACUGCUUCCAGCUCGGUGAAGGGAACCAAGCCAUUCCACAGCAAUGGUACACUGAGUUGGUGGAGCCACCAGGCCAAGGGACAAGGUGCUGGCUGGGGAGACAGUGGCCUUCAAGGAGAUUCUUAAAAGUGGGGAGGGAUGAGCAUGCUGAAACCAAAAGGGUUUAGCAUCAGAGCUGCUAAAAGGACAUCAGGGGACAGCUUGUUCACACAAAGGGUGGUGUGUAUUUGGUAUGAAUAGUGGUUGAGCUAAACAUAUUAGCAAUGUUCAAAAGCUGUCUAGGGAUGUACAUGGACAGGAGAAGUGUAGUGAGCUAUGGGCCAAAUGCAGACAGGUGGGACUAACUCACUGGGCAAUUCAGUCAGCAUGGACCAUUUGGGCCGAAGGGCCUGUUUCUGUUCUGUGUGACUCAGUGGCCCUGUAAUCCAUGACACCGUUGCCCAAAAAUACUGUCCCAUGUCAAUGUUCCAUCCAAGAACAUCAAACUCCCCAUCCCAACACUUUUAACUCCCAAAUUAUCCCAAAAGACCCAGCCAGUGCCCAUCCCCUAAACUCCAUUCACCCCACCUUUGCCCAGAUCUCCCAGGGUGAGUGGUGUUGUGGUGUCAUUCAGGGCUUAUCCUUCCCUGAAGGAUCUCAACCCAAAAUGUCAACUCUUUAUUCCUCUCCAUAGAUGUGCCUGGCCUGCUGAGUUCCUCCAGCACUUUGUGCGUGUUGCAUGGCUUUCCAGCAUCUGCAGAUUCUGCUGUGCUUAACUUUCCCUCCACUCUCCACUCACUGCUCUGGGCUCCACUGAGACCUUCCUACUUUGGGGCACCGCGAGAGUUUUAAUGACUGGCUUUCCAAUAGCUGAGCAGAUCCUUUUGCCCGCCUUGACUGUUGAGUUGCUGCUGACCUAUUUAAUGAUAUCUCUUGGUUGCUAUCAUACCCCCUCACAUAGAAACUGGAAAUCUUACCUGGGAGGGGCUUGCUCUCGAUGAGUAUUCUGUAUUUUGUAAAGAUGUGACAGUUUAAAGGGGCUAUGGAGGUAACAUUCACAGCUGGAACUGAAGUUUGGCUCAUCUCCCCCCACCCCCACAACUCCUUAUCAAUACCUCUCCCUCCUUCCCCUCUCCAAAGUACAAAGCCCAACAGUUUUGCAUAUCCAGUGGACACCGUCUUCCCCCUCCCACUCGUUAAUACCCCUCUCCAAACUCCUGAGCCCACACCUGCUCUGGACCUCCAGCGUCUCUCAUUCCUGACGCCAGGUUCAGAUUCAGAUUUAUUUACCAGAACAUACAGUGAAAUGUGUUGUUUGCAUUAACAAUCAACUUGACCUAAAGGUGUACUUCAGAAGGUCAGGCAUGAAAAUGAAUAAACAGCUGACAUUUUGGACUGAGACCUGAUGAAGGGUCUCAGCCCGAAAGGUCGACUGUUUAUUCAUUCCCAUAGAUGCUGCCUGGCCUGCUGAGUUCCUCCAACAUUUUGUGUGUGUUGCUCUCAAUUUCCAGCAUCUGCAGAAUCUCCUGUGUUUAUGGCAAUAUAUGGGUGUGCUGGGGGCAGCCUGCAAGUGUCACCACACAUUCCGGCACCAACACAGCAUGUCCACAAUGUUUGACAGAACAACACAACAACAACAACAGCAAAACAAGUCCUUUACCCAUCCCCUCACUCACAAACAGAAAGGCUUCUAACCCUAGGGUGGGCUAUUUCCGGGCCUCCAUCCCUUGGCCCCAAUUCUCAAACACCAGGCCUCCUAUCGCCAGUCCCGAUUUCCUGACCCAGUGGCUGUGAAUCUGCAGACAAGACUAUCUUUAGACUUUGACCUUUGGUUGUCUACGUACAGACUCACCAACUUCGGUCUUUGACCUUUAGGUGUCUACCUCCCGACUUGCCAACUUCAGCCUUUACCCUUCAGGCUUCAACCUCUGGACUUGCUCUGGAUGGUGAAGCAGGAGAAAGGGGCUGACAUGGAAAAUAAAUCAGCCAUGAUGGAAUGGAAAAGCAAACUCAAUGGUCCAAAAGGACUAAUUCCACUCCUAUGCCCUUUAUCUUAUAGACAUCCCAGGGAACGUGGACUUCUGACCCAUGGAAAUCUUCCCCCUCCUUAGUCCCUCCAAAUUCCAACUGCCCUUACACUCCCCUCAGUCUGAGGGAUUAUUCCUCUUCAAUUGAAAAACAUGUACCCCCAACACUCUGUCCCAGCCAAACUGAGGUGCUACCCCACCCUCACUCUCUUCAACCAGAGGAGCUGUUAGUUGAGAGAAGCCAGCGGCUGGACCCACUGAUACCCUGCCUGAAGUCACUGCAGCAGAGCUGUGAAUGUUACCUCCAUCCUCAACAUGUUACGUGGUGUGAAGCCACGCACAUUUAUUGUGUUUGAGAAUAGCCGUUGGCAAUUGUUUACAGUUCCAUUAAUAAUAAUGGGGAUUAAAUAAUCACAGAUCAUUGUAUGUGGGGUGGGAGGGGACAAUAUUUCACUUAUAGAAGGAAUUGCUAAAAUUACACUAAGAUUUUAUCUACAUUUAACGAUAUGCAACAUAAUAAACAUUCUCUGUAUGUCUGAUGUAUAUUGUACAUAGCAUAUUGUGGGCAACAGGAUACGGAAUAUUUCCGAGGCAUGUAUAACACAAAUAAAACACAACU